AUGGCCGAGUCCCAGCUGAGCUGCCUGGACGAGGCGCACGUGAACGAGCGAGUGACCGAAGCGCAGGCCGCCUUCUACUACUGCGAGCGGCGGCGGGCCGCGCUGGAGGCGCUGCUGACCGGCGGCGAGCAGGCCUACCGCGAGCGGCUGGGCAAGGAGCAGCUGCGGGACUUCCUCUCCAGCCCCGAGCGCCAGGCCCUGCGUGCCGCCUGGAGCCCCUACAUAGACGCCACCCCCGCUGCCGGCAAGAGCAAGGCCAAGGCUAAGGCCCAGGCCCCCGCGCAGGCCGCGCCCGAGCCCGAGGAGUCCCUGGCCUACUGGCCCGACCGCUCGGACACCGAGGUGCCCCCGCUGGAUCUGGGCUGGACGGAAAACAGCUUCUACCGCGGCGUGAGCAGCGUCACGCUCUUCACCCACCCGCCCAAGGAGGAGAAGGCACCACACCUCAAGCAGGUGGUCAGACGGAUGAUCCAAAAGGCCCAGAAGGUCAUCGCUGUGGUCAUGGACCUCUUCACCGACAGAGACAUCUUCCAGGACAUUGUCGAUGCCGCCUCCAAGCGCCGGGUGCCCGUGUACAUCAUCCUGGAUGAGGCCGGGGUCCCAUACUUCCUGGAGAUGUGCCAGGGCCUGGAACUUGCCGAUUUCCGCAUUCGGAACAUCCGUGUCCGUUCCGUGACAGGCGUGGGCUUCUAUACGCCCAUGGGGAAAAUCAAGGGGACCCUGUCCUCAAGGUUCCUGAUGGUGGACGGUGACGAGGUGGCCACCGGAUCCUACAGGUUCACGUGGAGCUCGUCCUACGUAGACAGGAAUCACCUCCUCCUCCUGACGGGACGGAACGUGGAACCCUUCGACGUGGAGUUCCGGGAGUUGUAUGCCAUCUCCGAGGAGGUGGACUUGUACCGGCAGCUGGGCCUGGCGGGAGGCCCCGGCCGACUGGGCCUCAACUACUCCUCCACAGUAGCCCGCAAGCUGAUCAACCCCAAGUACGCCUUGGUGGCAGGCAGUCGCCACCCACCAGGGGAGCUGAUGCGCUGGGCCGCCCAGCAACAGCGGGAGGCUGGCAGCCCGCCGGUGGGCCAGGAGGAGAGCGGCAGUGGCGGUGAGAUGUCCCAGCGCCUGCACAACUUCCUGAAUGACCUGGUCACACUGCAGCAGGUGCUGCCCCCCGUGGAGGAGCUGAGGGUGGUCGCCCAGUCACACAUGGACCCGAAGUCCAGACCCCGGAACGGCAAGCUAGAGGCUGCCAACGGCGAAGCCACUGCGUCCAAGGAGGGCAAGCGCUUCGGCAGCAGAUGGUUCAGCCAGAGGGGCAAGCGGCCCACGGCACCCAACGGCACAGCCGGCUCCGCCGAGACCUUCCCUGACAAGGAGAUCCGGAUGGGGAAGAGACCCAGCGAGAGUCCCAAUGGUGCUGACCUCUCAGGUAAAGCAAGUCCCAGUCCUGCCAAGACGAGCAAUUGUGUCAUUUGCUGAGCUACAGGGCC
This is a messenger RNA of Ochotona curzoniae (black-lipped pika), 1484 nucleotides long. RefSeq names its product family with sequence similarity 83 member F (gene SACK1F). The coding region runs from base 1 to 1473 and encodes 490 amino acids. The record is from RefSeq and is a predicted model, not a curated record. The transcript has 5 exons. NCBI's taxonomy places the organism in Eukaryota, Metazoa, Chordata, Mammalia, Lagomorpha, Ochotonidae.